CACCCAUCCGUCCAGCCAGCCAGCCAGCCAGCCAGCCAGCCAGCCAGCCAGCCACUCUGUCGCCUUGCCAAGCCAGCCGAGCCCUUCGCUGCUGCCUUCAUCUCUGCGUCUGUCUCUCUCUCUCUCUCUCCUCGCGACCCAUCCCACGCUGACGCUGACGCUGUGGGAUCAUGAGCGAGCCGGCAGAGAAUCUCGCGGAACAGCUCCUCCGUCUUGGAGACGAGAUCGUCCUAUCCUCGGACCAUGUCGGCUAUCUGUACAUGGACGGAUCCUUCAAAAAAAGCUGCCGUGUGCGCUUUGGAGGGACGCUCCAGGACUCACGCAUCCUCUCCUCACCCGAUCUGCACGAGGGCUCGAACAUCAACCUCGACUUUCUCCAGCGGUGCGUCCGUCUCGACGGCAAGGAUGCUCGCAAAUCUGUGUUUCGCAUUGAACCCACAUCCCAGUUCACGGCCGCCAAGCAUCUGCACUCGCUGUGGGCCUCGGUCAAGCCCACGGCCAAGUCGACCCUCGACACCAACCUGCUCUUUGGCCCGCUCGUGGACCAGGCGCCCCCAUCCGAGAGCGAGUUCUCGGGCAGCGGCUUCAGCGAGAAUGAUUUUGCCAACGCCCGUCAGGCUGCCCUCCAGGAGAACGCCCUCAACGAAGCCGAGUUCCAGCGCCUGCGGGGCAAACCAGUGGUCUAUGGGAUGGUUAUCCAGCUUCGUUCUGUCCAUAGCCAACAGUAUCUCGCCGUCGACUCCCUUGAAACUUGCGUCGGCGAGCCCAUGUCCAUGAAGGUCUCGGCCGAGCCGCUUCCCCGAAGGGAUGCCUGGUUCAAGAUUCUGCCCAAGUACAAGAUCCGCUCCGAAGGCGAGCCCGUCCGGCUCUAUGAUCGCAUUAUUUUGCAGUCCGUCAAGUCCGAGAGCUUUCUGAACCUAACCAGUCAAACAUAUGGCCCGCUCCAUAACCAGUACCACGACGUCUGCUGCUCGCUCAAGCCGCAUGGCUGGAUGGUGCAUGUUUUUGCACCUUUCUCGGCGACGGCGGCCGCAUCACCCAAGCCCGUCCUCAGCGGACAGUAUAUCCGCCUCUAUCACAAAGAGCGCGAGGGCUAUCUUUACUCGACGACCGAGGGCAAAACUCCCGAGCUGCUUCCACACGUUCUGAACCCGCUAAAUCCGAAAGAGUCCCUCUCGUACGGCGCCGUUUGGCAGCUGGAGCUACCGCUGCCGCUGACCGGUGGCUCUGUUGAAUGGGGGGCGCAUAUCCGCCUGCGCCAUCUUGCGACCUCGUCCUAUCUCCAGGUGCUCCAGAAGAGCGGGCUUGGACAUGCCGAGAGCACGGCAUCAAGCACUCCGGCGCUCUAUGCCGAUAUCAGCACCGGUCUAAAGAAGGUUAAGAGCAUGGGCAAGCUCAACGCCACCCGGUUUGAGCUGUCGAUGGUCUCCAAGGUUGCCGUGGCCGACGGCGACAUCGACCCGACCCUGUUUGUGAUCCGCCCACUCAACACCGAGAGUGACCAUGUCGUCGCUGGCUCUUGCGCACACCUACAGCAUCUGGCCACCGGCGCCUGGAUCCACGCGCGGGCUCAGUCGGACACCAAUACUGCCAAGGUCGAGACGAAUUGCUUUUCGAUCCCGUUUAACGACGAAGAAGGCUCCAAGUUCCGUCUGAUUGCAUCGAGCGAGGUGCGAUACGACGACUACUUUUUGCUCUCUCACGUUGAGCCACUGUUCAUCUCCAAGUGCCUGUUUGUCGAGUCGAUUUCGACCCAGCUCGAUUCGUGGAUCCUUGAAGAGCGGCCCUAUACAUCCGGUUCUGGAACCAAGUUUCCUAUCGCUCCGGCAUCCGAGCACGCCAUCCGGAGUAUUCUGAUGUCUCUCAUAUACUUUUGCACAAAGUCGGGCGACUAUAACCCGCUCAAGCGACGUGGGGCAUCCAUCCGCACUCGGCAAGAUCUCCUUCGUGAGUCUCGGAUCAUCAAGAAGCUCAUCAACAUUCUUGAGAUACCAUUUUCGCUCGAGCGCCGCGGUGAUUACAGAGCUGCUCUUGGCCAGGAGGUCGAUCCGGACCAGUCUCUUGAGGCCGCAGUCGAUUUCUCGCAGUUUGAGCGAGGACAUGAGCCACAGCUCGCUCGCAUCUUCAGCUAUAUCUUCCAGAUGCUGUUGGUCUUUCUUCGAGACACCACCAACAAGAACCAGGUGCACAUUGCACGCGAGUUCGACCGGCUGCUGCCGUUUAUCAAGCUCCAGCUUCCCGUAACCGAAAUAUUCAUGCACAUGAUCGCCAAGAAUGCCGAGAUUGUCGAGGGCAUCACGCGCGCUCUGAUUGACGACAUCAUGCAUCUUGUCCGUGAGACCCGCAAGGGCGAGUUUGUCGACUGCCUGUCAAGCAUGUGCAGCGUCAACGAAGAGGCCGUCCCGGAUCACCAGAACUACAUUGCCGAAAAAAUGCUUGCUCCUGUAUUUUCGUUCGAGGAGACGUGGUACUACAAGACUCGGUGCCACGCCGGCACACUGCAGAUCAGCUGUUCUGGCCUGGGGGACUGGAUGGAUCUGUACAUGUGCCUGGAUGACGAUACACCUGCCGGUCGUGAGCGUGCCAACUUCUUCAAGUCGACCCUGGGCUUGUACCGGGCCUUAUGUCUGGGACACAACAAGAACAGCAUCGACAAGAUCAUCCUUCCAGGGGGAUCGGAGGGUUCUGAGCUCAUUGGUCUCGACGAGUGUCUGAUUGGCCUUCGUGACGGGCGCCUCGGGCCCUCUGUCCAAUCCGACUACUGCCAUCUGCUGAGAGUCUUGUUCAUCGACUCUGUCUCAGUUCUACCGGUGCUGCGUGACUACAUCUUCCCGUAUGAACGGCUCGAUGGUAGCAAACCGCUCUCUGCUGUCAAGGCGGCGAUCACGCUGUCUCGCCAUGCCAAGAUUGACUUUGAGAAUCUCAUCACAUGGCUUCAUGAGUAUCUCAAGAACAACCAAAUCCAGUCCCACCAAGACACGCCAGCGAACCAGCUGACGCUAUCCGUACUGCUACUCGUCAAGUGCUUGAUUCAGUAUGGCUACUACAGCUUUGACCACAUUGCUGUUCUCGUCGAGCACCUUAUUUCAAUCCUCGAUGAUCGCACCGACGAUGGUCGGAGCCGCUCAAGCUUGGAGACUUACAGCCAAGUCAUUGUCGAGUGCAAGAUUCAGAUAUGUACCAUCCUGAACCUCCUUCUCGACAUCCAGAUCGAGUCCCGUGCAUAUCUUCUUGUGUCUGUGUGGAAGCAAAAAUGGCGCACUUCUGCCGCUUCGGCCGGCACUGCUGCCGGUACCUACUCGGAGCCUCAGACGCCCAAACUCGACGACAAGAGGCGCCAUUUCUUCAGCAUCCGUAGCGACACCGACGUCAUGGCCUCUCCACAGUCCGAGUUCUGGAAGGACAUUGAGUAUGUGUUUAUGAAGACCAAGACGAUCAAGCUUGCCGAGUCGCUCAAUCAGAUUCUGCUGGACACGAUUGAGUGUCCGAGCGCGACGCUUCGACGCACUGCCAUUCAGGUGCUUCACAGGCUGCACUCCAACUGGGAGGAGACGAUCGCAGGCACCAAGCGCAUCCUGCUCGUCGAUGACACCCACUACCAGAUUUAUGAGGACCUGAAGCAAGAGAUUAUGAACUUUGUUGAGAUGAUCCCGGAUCUGUUCACGAGCAAGCACAAUGCGACCGAGCUCGCCACGGCCACCGCUUUGGUCAAGUUUAGUUCGCUGUGCUCGUCCAACGACACGUCUUCUCCGCAAGGCGCGUCCGCACCACUCUCCACCAAUGUGGUCUGUCAGAAGAUGCUCAAGAAUCUGCACAUCCACGACCAUAUCUUUGGCAUCAUUGAGAGAAGCAUGGACAUUUUGAUCAAAACCGGCCACAUCAUCCCACAGACAUCGAUGCCGUCGUCGCUGCCCACGUCGCCGUCGCACAGCGAGUAUAGUGAUAGCCCAAGCACAUCGGCGAUGCAUCACGAGCCCGAAAUCUCGCUGAACUUGGUGCGAAGCUGCCUCGAGUUCUUGCAAGCAUACACUCGCGGCCAGGCCUCCCUUGGUGAGCUUGUCACCAGCCGACUUGACCUUUUUCUUGAGGCCAUUGCGGCUUACGACGACAAAGCCACGUCACUAUACAGCGAGGAGGCUCGUUGCAUCGAAGCGCUCUCGGAGAUCAUUUGCAUGAGCCCGCAGCUCAGUAGCCAGAUCACCGAAAGCCAGUUCCGUCGGGUCUUGGAGCUUGCUGAUGGCCGAAAGCCGUGCUAUAUCAUGUUGCUCCGCCGCAUCGUCACCUUCUGCCACUCGUCGGCCAAGCGCCACAACCUAUCGAUCGUCAAGCUCCUGAUGGAGCGCAAGGAGCAGUAUUUUCCCCUUCCCGCCGUCAUCAAAAAGCAUCGUUAUUUCGAAAAGGAUGAGGCCAAGCCCGCAACAAGCUUCCUUGGUCUUCCGGCUGUGAACCAUCAUCACCAUCACCACCAUCACCACCACCGCCCAAAUCUACAGCCGCUAUCGUCGGAAGAUGGCCCUCCACGAGAUGUCCUCUACUGCGCCGAGGUGAUCGAUCUCAUGGCGGCUUGUGUGACCAUGAACCAUCACUACAUCCAGUCGAUAUGUCAGAACCUGCUGCCCUUCCAACAAGUGGUUGGCUUGAUUUCGAAUCGCAAAAUACCCCUUCGACUGAAGGCCUCUGUUGUGCGUUUCUGCAUAAUCAAGUAUCUCAGACCCGAUGAUAUCGACGUGAUCCAUCGCGGCUCGUUGCUUGGCUCGGAGGGCGGCAAUCCGGACAGCUCGAUUCGGAAGCUCUCGGGUACUCGGGUCGACCUUUACGGUGAUUUUGUGGCGGCCCCUGCGUCGGCAGGAGUGUCGGCCGAGCCAUGCACCGUCUUUGGUGCAGUCGAGGAUAUGAUUAUCGACGUUGAGCAUUUGGCUAGCUCCACGGACGGGUCCGCCGAGUCGGACGAACCCCACUAUGUGCUCGACGCCGUCGUGCCGUUUGUGGAUGCCCUGUACUCGGGCAUUCGGGCCCACGAUAUGGCGGAUGCCUUGCGCCGACAGGCAGAGGCGGUAUCGGAGCGACUUUUGCAAUCGCUCGCGAAGCUCUACGUCUCUCCUCUUGUCUCACGGGAUAAGACGCGUGGCCAAAUCAGCGUGGCCAUGGUCAAGGUAGCCAACUCUGAAUUGACACAGACGCAGCAGGUUGAUAUCGAGAAGCGCCGUGUCUCGAUCGAUGCGCCACAUCCGUCGACGGCUUCACACAGCUUCGACGACUUGUCUGAUGGUGUGGCCACUGAUCCACUCGAGCCUGUGUACCGCGAGUUUGCGACCUUUAUUCGCUCAAGCCAUCAAAUUCUAGACAACAUGCAGCAGGAAUUCGAUGACCUGAGCCGUCUGUUCGUCAUUGACGACAAGAUGGUCAUCGAAAGUAGCAGCCUGCACCCGAUCAAGUUCCUGAUCCAGAACCUGGCCGACAGUGUAGGCGGGCAGAGUAACAAUCUGUCCUCAUACCUCGCCGAGAGCGCCCACCAGGCGGAGCAGCUGCUGGAUUCGUAUGCAACCGACGCUGUCGAGGCGGAUACCAAUAUGCAGUAUGACGUCAAGAGCUUAAGGAUCCUGGAGCACCUGAUUCGCAUCAUCACAGACGAGCAGGACGAAGUCGACUACGCUGAUGACUAUGUCCGCUGGAGAAAGCUUGAAACAAAGAAAGUCCACGUGCAAAAUGCGAUCGCGCACUUUGGCGGAGCAUUGAUGGCCGAGCGGCUCUUGACAAGCGAGAAGGAGAAGAUCUCUUCCGGCGCCCUUCGGCUGCUCAUCCAGCUCUUGGACGGUGGCAACAUCAAAAUCCAGAAUCUACUGAUGUCCUACUGGCUGAGUACCAAGGAGGAGCGAUUCUUUUAUUACCAGCAUCAGAAGAUCAAGAGCGAAAUCGCAAACCUGCGCAACACACCUCACGAAACGACCACCAAGAGUGCAGGACGCCGCCUUGCACACCAGCGCUCCCAAAGCUUCCACGCUGGGGACAAGCUCCUGAAUAUGCAAGCCGAGCGGCUUGAGCGCGAGAAAUCAAGCCGUGAAGCCGAAGCGCGUCACAGUGACUCGCUGAAGAAUGUGAUGAGGCUCUUGCAGCUGCUGGUAGAAGGCCAUAACAUCGAAACCCAGAACUACAUUCGAUUCCAGCCGGACAACAUCCAGAGCUUCGAUCUUGUCAAGGAUGUCGUCGAUUUCCUGCAUGCCUUGAUCCCAUUUAUCGAGCCAUCGCUUCUCGAUCUUGUUGGUCAAGUCCUCGAUACUCUGAUUGACUUUGCUCAGGGGAGUACAGCGAACCAAGUGUGUAUAUUCAAUGCCAAGAUCAUCAGCGCCAUCAACGAACUCCUUCGAUCACCGUUCGAGCGAUGUGAGCUUGUUGCUGUGAUCGAUAUCAAGCGUCGAGCCGUGCUUUGCGCUCACAGCCUUCUCGAAGAUGACUCGGAUCAAGAAACCUUGGCAAUCUUGCAGGAAAUGGCCUCGACCUUGAGAAUUGAUCUCGUAGCCGAGAAUCUUCAAGAUGUGUAUGCCAAGAUGAAGAUCGAAGAGACAGAAAACCGGCCCGAGUCGGCGCUAUGCGAGGCCGCAACCGCUGCUGGGUAUCAGUACGCGAUGCUCCUGGUUACUGUUGCCUCGUCGCUCGCUGAAGAGCAAAGGGCCAAAUACCGCGACACAGAGUGCUUCCGCCACUUUUCCUCCAAGACCAAGCUUGGCAAGAUCGAGAUUAUGAAGAAGGUCAAGGGCGAGGAGAAGCUCCAGUCGGUUUUAUUCCCUAUUCCGGACAUGUGUCAGUAUCUCAGCCAGGAUGCCAAAGAUACGUUUUUGUGGACCGUGAACCGGGAUACACCUGAGAGUAAAAUCGAGGAUUUCAUGGCCAAGUCGGUUGAACUUGCGUUCCGCAUGAAGAAUCAGGCCCAAGUAACCGAGAACCCACGUACCUCGUGGAUCACCAAUAACCACGACUUGUGGUGGUCACUGGCGUUCCGGCUGACUCUGGCAUUGAAUGUCAUUUCGCUGCUGUGCUCAAAGACCCUCGAACAACAUCACCAAUGGCACUCGCUGCAGGCUUACGACCUCGGGUGCUCUCCGUGGAUGUGGUAUCUGCGGCGGCUGCUCGGUCUGGCACACAUCGCGGCCUGGACGCUUACCACGGCCGAAUACACCCUGAUCGGGAUGCCUCUUGUCCUUCGCAAGUACUUUGAAGAAGCCUCGGCAAAGAGCAGCGACACGGAUGGCGAGAGUGCCUAUUUGGCGCUGAAUGUCAAGCUUAGAGACCUGAUGCUCGGGUUCUUCAUCGCACCAGAAGCAUCGUACCAUCUGCUAUCGGUGGUGCUCUCGGUGAUGGGACUGCUCUUCCCGCCUAUCUAUGCGUUCCAUCUUCUGGACUUUCUAUAUCGCGACAGCAUCGUACAGGGUGUCGUCAGCUCAGUCACAAUGAACCGCAGCUCGCUUGGCAAAACGGGCAUCCUCGGUUUGAUCAUCAUCUUCAUAUAUGGCGUGAUUUCAUUCAUGUUCUUCCGGUCAUCGUUCGACCCUGACGAAGGCCACCACUGCGACUCGUUAGUGGCUUGCUUUGUGACGGUCCUCAGCUACGGCCUCCGUUCCGGUGGCGGCAUUGGCGAGAUCCUCACGACGGCGGGUCGCGAUGACUCAGCCUAUGCCACAAGAAUGGUUUUAGACAUGUCCUUCUUCUUGAUCGUGAUCGUUUUCCUUCUCAAUGUCAUAUUUGGUAUCAUUUUCGACACCUUUGGUCAGAUCCGCGACCAGCGCUCGGCGAUCCAGCACGAUAUCAAAAGCACAUGCUUUAUUUGCUCCAUCGAGGCCGUCGAAUUCCAGAGACAUGGGCGUGGAUUCGACCAUCACAUCCAUUACGACCACAACCUGUGGAUGUAUCUGUUCUUCCUGGUCUACUUGCGCACCAAAGACAAGACCGAGUAUACGGCCCAGGAGUCUUUGGUGGACUCCAUGAUCCAGAAGAGCGACUACAGCUUCUUCCCGAUCCAUCACGCCCUGGUCCUCAAGUCAGUGGAAUCCGACGACAUGGAUGCGCUGAUCGAAACACUCGAAGAGCAGGUCUCGGGUUUGCGGGCCACGCUGGCUCUCUCUACAUCCCCCCGAUCCGUCGAGACUCUCGCCGAGGCGGCUGAGCCACAAACUGCCGAAAGCCCCAGCCCUGAUGUUUGAUUGCCGGGCUGUUUGUGGGAUUAUGGCGUGCCCAUUUUGAAACGGGAGAGUCUAUUUUGAGUCAGAGUUGUCGUUGAUUUCCGGGCCAGAAUGCACACCCAUCCGUCGUCCAUCAUGGCCACGUGUGUUCAUGGUGCCUGG
Molecule: messenger RNA, 8336 nt
Organism: Polychytrium aggregatum
Lineage: Eukaryota; Fungi; Chytridiomycota; Chytridiomycetes; Polychytriales
Exons: 20
Coding region: 171-8195 (2674 amino acids)
Biological process (GO): calcium ion transmembrane transport
Cellular component (GO): membrane; endoplasmic reticulum
Molecular function (GO): inositol 1,4,5 trisphosphate binding; inositol 1,4,5-trisphosphate-gated calcium channel activity
Source: RefSeq, a predicted model, not a curated record